Messenger RNA from Penicillium cataractarum, 2016 nucleotides. Its product is annotated as putative ABC transporter. Gene Ontology annotation, cellular component: membrane. NCBI's taxonomy places the organism in Eukaryota, Fungi, Ascomycota, Eurotiomycetes, Eurotiales, Aspergillaceae. The transcript has 7 exons. Gene Ontology annotation, molecular function: ABC-type transporter activity; ATP hydrolysis activity; ATP binding. The record is from RefSeq and is a predicted model, not a curated record. The coding region runs from base 1 to 2016 and encodes 671 amino acids.
AUGGGUGAACCUGCUUCUGCCUUUGAUGGCAGUCUCGACAAUGAAAUGUCGACCCCAACCUUGGAUGUCGAGUGGGAUGGCGAUAGUCGGUUUCUGAUGAAUCAUUCCGUCAAGAACUUUUCUUGGACUGGUCUUACCGUGACUGUGAAGGAUCGCCAGACGAAAGAGGCCAGGGAUUUGAUCAAUGAUAUCAGUGGUGAUGUUCAGCAGGGUAUGUUUGUGUGGAUCGCGGACAAGCUUGAGUCUUUGGCUUGGCUUGACAAUCUGACUGGGAUAAUGCUAAUCUAUAUCUCGAUCUCGACAGGGGAGCUCGUGGCCUUAAUGGGACCCUCUGGCUGUGGAAAGACAACCCUGCUCAAUGUGCUUGCUCGACGGCCAGCUGCAUCUGGUGCCAAAGUGCUGGGUGACAGCUAUGUCAAUGGCGCCAAGGUCGAUGUUGGAUCAUUCGGUCGCAUGACAUCCUAUGUCGAGCAGGAAGAUGCUCUUAUUGGAUCAUUGACAGUUCGUGAAACAUUGAAGUUUGCAGCAGACCUCUCGCUUCCUAGCUCGGUUACCAAACGCCAGCGCAUGGAUCGUAUACGGACACUUUUGGAGGCCUUUGGUAUCCAGAACCAGGCAAAUACCCUGGUCGGAACCCCUAUUCGCAAGGGUAUUAGUGGUGGCCAGAAACGACGUGUCAGUGUAGCCAGCCAACUCAUCACCUGUCCCAAAAUCCUGUUCCUGGAUGAGCCGACAAGCGGUCUGGACUCGACUGCCAGUUACGAGGUCAUGUCGUACGCGAAGGAGCUAGCACGGGCCAACAAUAUCAUCAUCAUCGCGAGUAUCCAUCAACCCUCCACAACCACCUUCCAGCUAUUCGAUAAGCUUCUCCUGCUAUCCGGUGGAAAGACAUGUUAUUUCGGCCCAACUAGCAAUAUCGUCAGCUACUUCGGAAAGGUCGGCCACCCGGUUCCUUCGCACACCAACCCGGCCGAGUUCCUGCUUGAUAUUGUCAGCUCAGACUUUGGCGGCGCAAAGGGGAAUGCGCAAGAACGAGUUCAACAGAUUCAGAAUGUCUGGGCAGCAUCUGAGGAGUCCAAUGCCGUCGUGAGACAAGUUUCCGAGCGUGCUCGUGAGUCAGAAAAAGCAGCGGGGGUGUUGUCCGCCGAGGAUAUGGCUCGUCCGGGACCGGUCACUAUCACGGCUGCGCUGCUGCAUCGCUCGUUUAUUAAGAGUUACCGCGAUGUCGUUGCUUACGGAAUCAGAAUUGUGAUGUAUCUCGGUCUUGCAAUUAUGAUGGGCACAGUAUGGCUUCGCCUGCACCCAGCUCAGGAUUAUAUCCAACCUUUUGUCAAUGCCAUCUUCUUCGGAUCAGCUUUCAUGUCCUUCAUGGCUGUUGCCUACAUGCCAGCUUACCUCGAAGACCGGGCAAACUUUGCAAAGGAGCGCGCGAAUGGCCUCUAUGGAGCGACACCUUUUAUCGUUGCCAAUUUCCUCAUUGGUCUCCCAUUCCUCUUCCUCAUCUCCAUGCUCUUCUCAAUUGUCUCAUACUGGCUCUCCAACUUCCGCCCCGAUGGAUCCGCCUUUAUGAUCUGGGUUAUGUGGAUAUUCCUCGACCUCGUCGCCGCAGAAAGUCUCGUGGUAUUCGUCACAUCGAUAUUCCCCAACUUUGUCAUCUCACUCGCACUAGUCGCGUUCGCGAAUGGAUUAUGGAUGAGCGUGGGUGGAUUCCUCGUUACACCGAAGAUUCUGAAUCCCUUCUGGAAAUAUGUGUUCCACUACAUUGAUUAUCAGUCAUACGUCUUCCAAGGAAUGAUGGUGAACGAAUUCUCCCAACGAAACUACUCCUGCGGAGAGGGCUGCCACUGUAUGUACACCUCGGAUCUAGCGGAUCAAUGCCAGAUCCGCGGCACGGCGGUACUUCAGCAGUAUGGGUAUGCCACUGGCAGGACCGGCAAAUGGGUGGGUAUUCUCAUUGGUAUCAUUGCGGUUUAUCGGUUGUUCGGAUGGAUUGCGCUGCACCUGCGCCGGACAUGA